ACAAAAGAUGGGGAAGAAUUGGAAGGAAAGGGAAGACCUUUCCGUAGCUCCAUCGGGUCAACGGCUGGUCGACGCUGUCUGGGUUUUAAAACGGUUGGCACCAAAGUCAGAAAGGCAGCGAGCGAAGGAGGGGAAGAGAAUGAUGAUGAUCCACAAGCUGCCGUCGUUACUGCUGCUGCUGCUGCUGAUCAUAGCAACUGCGGCAAUUCAUAUGCUUCUCAGUUGUUACACAGGAGGUCAUAUGGCAGGUAAACUGCGAUGUCAUCAGACAUUUUUUUCUUUUGUUUGCAUGCAGAAACUAUCAUCAUAGCCACUGUAAGUGCUGGAGGGGGCAGUGUUCUUCUGCUUGUAAUUGCUGUUGUACUAUGGAGAAUGGUGAAGCAGAGAACCAACCAAAACAGGAAGGAGAAAUUCUAUCAGCAGAAUCUAGAGUUGCUAAGAAAAGAACAAUCUUCUUCUUCGGAUGUGGCUCUGAUCGAAAGGAUGAAGAUCUAUGAGCUAGAGGAGUUGGAAAAGGCCACCAAUCAAUUCGACAAAACCCGAAUCAUCGGCGGCGGAGGCCAUGGCCACGUCUUUAAAGGAAUGCUGUCCGACCAACGUGUGGUUGCUAUUAAAAGGCCCAAUAUAACCAAUCAAGUUGAGAUUGCCCAAUUCGUCAAUGAACUCUUCAUUCUUUCUCAGACCAACCACAGGAAUGUGGUUAAGUUCUUCGGGUGCUGCCUACAGACCCAAGUCCCCUACCUAGUCUUCGAGUUCAUCUCCGGUGGUACGCUCUCCGAUCAUCUCCUAGGUGUCGAAGGGGUCUCGCCUCUGUCAUUCGAAGAACGUUUAAGGAUCGCCACAGAAGUAGCAAAAGCACUGUCCUAUCUCCACACCGAAGCUUCCAUAACCAUUUUCCACAGAGAUAUCAAGUCGUCCAACAUACUGCUCGACGAGAGGAACACCGCCAAACUAGCGGACUUCGGUGCUUCCAGGGCUGUUUCCUUCGAGCAAACUUCGAUAGCUACGGCUGUUCAAGGAACAUUUGGAUACCUGGAUCCUGAGUACCACCAAACAGGAAGACUAACUGAGAAAAGCGAUGUGUAUAGCUUCGGAGUCAUUCUGGCGGAGUUGCUGACCGGCAACCUUGCCAUUCCUCGCCAGGAGAACAAUGUGGUGAGACAUCUAGUCAUGGAUUUCCUAAUUGCACUCAAAGAAAAUUCACUGUUUAAGAUUGUAGACCCUUUGGUCCUCAAAGAGGGGAACCGAGAAGCAGUCGAAAGGAUUGCAUGGCUGGUGGAGAGGUGCCUCAAACUGAGCGGUAAUGACAGGCCAACGAUGAGAGAGGUGGAGGAUGAGCUCGAAGCCAUAAGAUCCAAGAAAACGAAAGCUGAUGACACCAUGGUUUCAUGGAAGACCAGCAUCCGAGGCGGCGAUGCAUCAUCUGAAACUAUUCGAAGAAUUAGAACUGGACAAUAUAGUUUUGGAAGACAAUUUCCAAAUGAUGAUGGCACAGAUUUUAGCAACACUGGAAUCAUGAGCAAUGAGGGAGGCACGACAACAUCAACCGAAGCAAUCGGGACGAGUUCAACGAUGCAGUACACCGUGGAGAUGGAACUCGCGUUGUUAGGUGAAAUGCCACGUUGAUGAUAUUAGUCUAUUUCGAGUGCGUUGUGCUGUUUCCUUAGUUUCUGUGGUCUUCUGUCGCGCGAAGACAUUAGUGUCGCAAUAGAAUUGUACUGUGGUCUUCUUUUCCGGUCUUGUAGUGUUUUAACUCCGAGAUUGGGAAAUGGUGUGCACUUCAAUUCAUAUAUAUAUAUAUAGAGAAUAAUUUCAAUUACAGUAAUAA
Musa acuminata AAA Group (dessert banana) is the source of this 1828-nucleotide messenger RNA. Its product is annotated as wall-associated receptor kinase 2-like. The transcript has a single exon. NCBI's taxonomy places the organism in Eukaryota, Viridiplantae, Streptophyta, Magnoliopsida, Zingiberales, Musaceae. Gene Ontology annotation, cellular component: plasma membrane. Gene Ontology annotation, biological process: protein phosphorylation; cell surface receptor signaling pathway. The coding region runs from base 259 to 1626 and encodes 455 amino acids. The record is from RefSeq and is a predicted model, not a curated record. Gene Ontology annotation, molecular function: protein serine/threonine kinase activity; ATP binding.